AUGGACAUUUUAAAAGAGAGCCCAGAGUGCAGCGACAAUGCUGAUCGUACAGAUGGCGAGAUGCUCGAGUUGAGCGGUGGUUACACCGUGGAGGAAGAAAGGGCGGUUCUUCGGAAAAUUGACAUGGUCAUCCUUCCAUUUAUGUGUUUCGUCUUUUUCCUGCAAUAUCUCGACAAGCAGAGCCUCAGCUAUGCUGGUGUAUUCGGUCUCAUCGAAGAUCUCAAUAUGACGAGCUCACAGUACUCGUGGUCUAGCUCGAUCUUCUACGUUGGCCAACUUGUUUCCGAGUACCCCUUCAUCUACUUGAUGAGUCGACUUCCAUUGACCAAGUUUGUCGGUGCUACCGUAAUUGUCUGGGGCAUCAUAUGUAUGUGCCUCGCUGCUCCAACCAAUUUCGCGGGGUUCGCCGCUGUACGAUUCCUCCUCGGCUUCAGUGAAGGCGCCGUCUCACCCGCCUUUGUUACAAUCACAAGUAUCUGGUACCGGAAGAAAGAGCACAACAUCCGCACAGCAUUAUGGAUUACCAUGAAUGGUCUAGCCCAAGUAAUUGGCUGCUUCCUAAUGUACGGUAUCGGUAAGAAUACCUCACUUUCUAUCGCGCCCUGGCGUGUUUUAUUUAUCAUCUGUGGUGCCAUAACCGUCCUUGCAGGCGUGGGUUUCUUUAUACUCAUGCCCAACGGACCUAAGGACGCGUGGUUUCUCAACGCUCGUGAGAGAGAGGUUCUCUCGCUGCGCAUGGCAGAAGAUCGGGAGGGUGGUGACAAGACGUCCUUCUCUAUGGUGCAGCUCAAAGAGACACUCAUAGACCCAAAAGCAUGGGUUGUCUUUUGGUUUGGCGUUUUGGUUUGUAUGCAAUCGCCUGUAUUGACCUUCGCGUCCCUUGUGAUCAAGUCUAUAGGCUAUAGCAAGCUUGAGACUAUGCUCUACACAGCUCCGUCGGGAGCUGUGCAGAUUGUUCUGUUGUGGAUCGGUGCAGGUCUGGUGUAUAUUUUCCCGCAUCAACGAUCACUGGUUGUCCUCGCUUUGAUUAUUCCACCUCUUAUUGGCACUGUUUUCUUGAUGAAGUUGGAUGUUGCUGCCCAAUGGGGCCUUAUUGUUGCUUCAUGGCUGGCUUCUUGCAUUACGGCAUCGAUGACAAUUCUUCUUUCAUUAGCGGCCUCCAAUUUCAAAGGCAACACAAAACGCGCCAUCGUGAACGGCAUGUUCUUCAUUGGUUAUUGCGCGGGUUGUAUUGCUUCGCCUCAGCUGUGGACACACCGCCCUCGCUAUACCUCCGGUGUGAUCACGUCAAUUGUGACGUGGUGUUUACUUUUCUGCGUGGUUAUUCUUUUCCGCUUCCUAUGUGUGUGGGAUAAUAAGGAACGCGAUAAGCAGGCAGCGAACUCGGAUCCUAUGAGUGUAGAACAACAUGUUGCGCUGGAUGAGAACGGUCUUCCUCAGACAGAUCUUACGGACAAACAGGAUCGGGAGUUCCGUUAUGUAUGGUAA
Penicillium arizonense is the source of this 1488-nucleotide messenger RNA. RefSeq lists its product as uncharacterized. Gene Ontology annotation, cellular component: plasma membrane. Lineage: Eukaryota; Fungi; Ascomycota; Eurotiomycetes; Eurotiales; Aspergillaceae. The transcript has 4 exons. Gene Ontology annotation, biological process: tripeptide transport; transmembrane transport; allantoate transport. The record is from RefSeq and is a predicted model, not a curated record. Gene Ontology annotation, molecular function: dipeptide transmembrane transporter activity; allantoate transmembrane transporter activity. Bases 1 to 1488 code for a protein of 495 amino acids.